Messenger RNA from Procambarus clarkii (red swamp crayfish), 8596 nucleotides. Its product is annotated as long-chain-fatty-acid--CoA ligase 4. Lineage: Eukaryota; Metazoa; Arthropoda; Malacostraca; Decapoda; Cambaridae. The record is from RefSeq and is a predicted model, not a curated record. Gene Ontology annotation, biological process: long-chain fatty-acyl-CoA metabolic process; neuron differentiation; long-chain fatty acid metabolic process. Gene Ontology annotation, cellular component: lipid droplet; plasma membrane; endoplasmic reticulum. Gene Ontology annotation, molecular function: palmitoyl-CoA ligase activity.
AGUGUUUCAUAGCACGUGACUGCUGCAGUGGCCGUGUGUGUAGCGGGUGUCUGGGCCUGUGUUUACCUCGUGUUACAGCCAUAGCCUCCUGCAGCCUCCUGCACCUACGGGCUAUACCCCAUCAGACCGCCCCUAGCCCCUCGGCCCGCCCCUCAGACCGCCCCUCAGACGGCCAGGGACACACACGUGUGUGUGGAUUAUUCCCGACCGAACGCCAUCCGCAGCGGACGACCCAAACAGGACUCUGGUGAUCUACCUUUGCCGCCGUCUCCCGCCUCCUACAGUUGCAGGAUGGCAAUGCGUGGCGUGAAGACUUCUGAGGGAUGGUAUGUGAAGGCGACCCCGUCUGGGGAGUGUUACCCUCUAGACUCGGGCUUGGCUCCCAAGUUCCGCAAGGCUGGUGUCACAACACUGCCUGGAGCACUGCAGUAUGGUGCCUCUGUUCAUGGGUCCAAGUCCUGCAUGGCCACACGGCAGCUGCUGGACAGGGAGAGAACGGAAAAAAAUGGGAAAAUGUUUGAAAAGCUCAGACUUGGGGAGUACACUUGGAAAUCAUACUCAGAGGUGCAGCAAAUGGCUGUGGACGUUGGACUAGGCGUGAGGGUGAGAGGUCUCCAGCCACUGGACAGAGUGGUGAUCUUUGCCGAAACAAGGGCAGAGUGGUUGGUGGCAGCUAUGGGGUGUCUGCAACACCGCAUCACUGUUGUCACCCUUUACACCACCCUUACUGACGCAGGUGUCGCUCAUGGCAUAAACGAGACAGAGGUGUCGUUUGUCUUCACGUCGUAUGACCUCUUACCACGAGUAAUACGUGUCUUGGAUCAGUGUCCCAAGGUAAAGACGGUGGUUGUCAUGGAAGAUCAGCUUGAUGGUGUUGGUGAUGUGAGUAAAUUUCCUUCAAAUGUCACAUUAGUACCCUUUAAGAAGUUAAUUAAGCAAGAUGACCAGACAUCUAGUGUGUCCACACCUGUACCUGAUGCUGAGGACACUGCCAUCAUCAUGUACACCAGCGGCUCCACAGGGACACCCAAAGGUGUCGAACUCUCACAUACAAACAUUUUGGCCAGUGUCAUUGGUUAUUCCGUCCAGAUGAAUGUCGGUAUGGAGGACCGAUACCUUUCUUUCUUGCCUCUGGCACAUAUCAUGGAGCUGGCCACAGAGAUUGCACUAAUUUCUUUGGGUGCCACCAUCUUGUAUUCAUCCCCCCACACACUAACUAGCACCAGUCCCAAGGUCAUGCAUGGCACCGAAGGUGAUGCCAAAGUGGCUAAGCCGACAGUCAUGAACACUGUUCCGCUUGUUUUGGAUCGCAUCAUCAAAGGUGUUUACCAGAAGGUGGAACAACAGGGAUGGAUCAAGAGCCUAGUGUUCAAUGAGGCUGUAAGGUACAAAUUCUGGCUGGAGUACAUUCCAUUUACAUCCUACUUUUUGAAUGCAUUCGUCUUCAGGAAAGUCCAGGAGGAGCUGGGAGGCCAGUUGAAGAGGGUGGUCGUUGGAGGUGCCCCCUUGACACCUCAGACCCACGACACAAUGAGAGCCAUAUUUGAUGUGUCCAUCCAGGUUGGUUAUGGAUCCACAGAAACAGCCUCGUGCAUCUCAGGUAUGGAUGAGGACGACACCAGUACAGGUCAUUCUGGGGGCCCCAACCUUGGGGUACUCAUGAAGCUUGUUGACUGGGAGGAAGGAAACUACAGAGUGACUGACAAACCUAACCCUAGGGGAGAAAUUGUAGUUGGAGGAACAGUGGUUAGUAAAGGCUACUUCAAGCUACCUGAAGAGAAUGAAGCUUCCUUUUACGAAGAAAAUGGGUUAAGAUGGUUCAGUACAGGUGAUAUUGGUGAGAUAAAUAAUUUAGGGUCACUGAAAAUCAUCGAUCGAAAAAAAGAUUUAGUAAAGCUGAAACAUGGCGAGUAUGUGUCACUGGGAAAUGCAGAGUCCAAACUUAAGACUUUGUCAAAUGUAGAAAAUAUCUGCGUUUUUGCAGACUCGACCAAAGACAAGACGGUGGCUGUGGUGGUGCCUUCCGCAGAGCGUCUGUGGAAGGUGGCAGCAAGCGUAGGCAUCAACAAGGACACUGUUACUAUUGAGGAGUUGUGUGCAGAUGAAAGAAUUAAUGAGGCCAUCCUGAAGGAGCUUCAAAGCCACGGGAAGAAGUGUGGCUUGACGAGGUGGGAGGUUCCUGCUGCUGUAUACCUGACAUUGGAGCCAUGGACGCCUGACACUGGCCUGGUGACAGCGGCAUUGAAGCUCCGACGUCAGCAGCUCAAUCACCACUAUGAGCACAGUGUCCAUGAUAUGUACUCUCGUUUGGACUAGCACUUCUGAUUAUAGGAAGAUUUGUGGCUUAUGACUCCUGAAGGAUGGUUAAGUCCUUCUUGGAGACAGAGCCUCUGUUCAUGUGUACAUAAAUAUAGAUACAUAAUAUAUAACACGAAAUUAAUCACCUGGAAUGGAUAAUUAUUGACUCUACUCCAUUCCUUCUUUCCACUGACGCUUCCUCUAUACAAUGUACAGUGGAGUGGUUGUCAAAGACUUCGGUGCUUGUGCUGUAUUGAUGGUUUUGCCAUUCAGUAAAGAGAUGGCAGAGAAUAAGGCUGAUUAAUUAAGUUUUCUAUUGAAGUUACAUUAUUUUUUGGUGGAUUUAUCUGGAGUGCCUUUUUUUUUCAAACCAUUACAUUUGUCUAGUUAUUGAAUUAGAAGUCACAUUUAUUCACCAUAUUCAUUGUCUUACCAGAUGUAUGAAGUAGUAUUUUGUAUAUGGUUCACUUGAAUACAAAUGAAUAUUCAGACAAUCUACUAAUACUCCUUAUGUGUUACCAUAAACAAAUUUAUACAUUUCUAAGAGAAUUUAGUAGCAUGGGUCAUUCCUCCAUCUUUCUUAAGCUUGUGGGGUGGGGCAUCAAUAUGUACAGUCAAAUCUUGCCAAGACCCCUUGACUUAUUGAAGUGCUCGGGACAUGCUGGUAGCAUUACCUAAUGGUGGUGUAGCAAUUUUCACCUCUGCUUUCUUGUUUGUCUCUCACUCAUACCGUCCAACUACUAAGGCUGGACGGUAGAGUGACGGUCUCGUUUCAUGCAGGUUGCCAUUCAAUCCCCGACCAUCCAAGUAGUUGGGCACCAUUCCAUCCCCCGUCCCAUCCCAAAUCCUUACUCUGACCCCUUCCAAGUGCUAUAUAGUCGUAACGGUUUGGCGCUUUCUCCUCAUAGCUCUCUUCUCGCUCAUAUACCCACACACACACACACACACACACAUAUCCAUUGUUGGCUCCAUAUUUAUUCAUGCCCUUCAUAAACUGCAUUUGAAAGCUGAUUUUAGCUUAGUAUAUUAAAGUACAAAUAGGUAUUUGUUUCAUAAAUAUAAGUGAAAUCUAACAAUUGAUAUUAUCAGAACUAUGAAUCACUAAAACACAGUUGUCACAAAUUUUUGCAAGCUUGUCUUAAAAGUGCAAAGGUUAAAUUUAUUCACACUCCCAACAAUUAGUAUUUUGUUGAUUUUCCUUUGGCUUGAAGAGUGAGAAAGCACCAUGUAGUGUCUUAAUUGCUACAGGUAUUUCUCAAUAGCAUCAUUUCAUCUGUUCUAAACUUCUGCUCAUGCACAUUACAUGGUAAAGGUUUUAACAUUUUUCAAAUUACAGUGUUCUAGUGAAGGUUUCACGAUUGUUAUGACAAAGAAAUAUUUGUGUUCUAUUGUUAUUUACAGUAUUUAAUAGCCAAUUGAAAAAGAUUUGGGCUCUGUAAAGUGCAGUUGCCAGAAACCUGACAACUUGAAGCUUGAAGACCUUAUCACAUAACCAGAAAAUCAUGCCUUUUUUACAUUUAAUUUGUAUAGUCUUUAAAAUUACUUGCUUUGAAAAUAUUUGAGAACAGUGUAUUUAGGUAUAGAGUUGUUUUUGACAAUGUUUCAAUGCUACUAAUGCUGAUUAUCUUAAAUUUUGUUUUUAUUGAUAUAUGGAAGAAUGCUAAAUGUAUUAAUAAUUUUUGGUUAAUACAUUCAGUUAAAUUAUCGUCUUACAAACUGCCAUUACAUUCAGUUAAAUUAUCGUCUUACAAACUGCCAUUCAAAAAGAUAUUACAUAUAGCUACUAUGGAUGCUAGCAUAAAAAUUUGGACUAUUGUACCAUAAAAAUGUCCAUGAUUUGAAGUACUGUAUUAAGCUUGUACAGGGCCAGGGCCUGCAAAAGAAGGCAAUAGCCAAAUGAAAAUUUUCCUAGGCAUAUUUUUUUUAGUACAUAGGCACUAAAGUAAGGCUAGGAAAAGAUAGGUUUAUGGUUAGUCUGUCUCACUUUUUCUUAUGUCCUGUAGAAUUUUAGUAAAAUUUUUUCUUUUACAACAGUCCAUAUUUUAUACCACAGGGAAAAAAAAUGCCAAUUCUAUUUAAAAGUUUUAAGCAGACUCGCUCAGCCAUUCAACAUUGUAAGUGAGAAAUACAAAAUGGACUAUUGUUUGACAAACUUUCACCAUUCAAUUCUAACUUUAUGUUACACAGCUGGAGAACCGUGCUUGCGUCAUAUUUAAUCGACGGAGGAUCGGCAUUGAUUGAUCCAAUGUUACGUGAAGGGGUGAUUUGAUUAGAUUUGACCAGGUUACUUGUCACUCAUGACAAUGAAAGAUGAAAUUUUUGUAAGGCUGAAGGGCUACCUGACCUAAUUGUUUAGCCUCAAGACUAAAUUUUGUUUAUAAAACACCUGCUUGAUACCUGCUUGAUGGGGUUCUGGGAGUUCUUCUACUCCCCAAGCCCGGCCCGAGGCCAGGCUCGACUUGUGAGAGUUUGGUCCACCAGGCUGUUGCUUGGAGCGGCCAAACAAAUAAGAAGUAUUUGGUAACCUAAAAUUCAUGAUGUAUAAAGCAUUGAGCAUAUCACUGUAAAAUGGCAGAUAAGCAGACUACUGAAUUACAAUGCCAUUGUAUAGGGAUGCUUGUGUUAAUGUCAGAGUAUCAUACAGAAUUGGCGUAUGAUCUGCUUUUAUCUUAAGAAAUACAUCUGUAAAGAUUUAGCAAAAUGGGGGGAUAACUGUAAAAUGGUAUACUUCUAUCAUAUUCAGAGACUUCUGCUUUUGUACAGAAUUGGUAAAUGAUUGUAAUGAGGUAAUGGAUUUAUUUAUAUGGAGUGACUGUGAUUGUGGGGAAAAAAGGGAUUUAUUUAUAUGGAGCCACAUGUGAUUCUGGGAAGGAAAAAAAAUUAUUUGUAUGGGGCCACUGUGAUUCUGGGAAGGAAAGAAUUUAUUGAUAUGAAGCCAAUGUGUUUGUGGGAAGGAAUAAAAUUUAUUCACAUGGAGUCACUCUGGUUGUGAAGACAAAAAGUUAUACCAGAACAAAUCAGAGUUUGGUAUUAUAUUUCAUAAAAUAUUAUUUGUUUGUAAAUUACUUGUAGAUAAUUUUUGUUUAGUAUUAAUGACAUACCAGAUAAAAUACUUUGACUUGCUAUAGUAAAGCAAUUCAACAGUGUCCCUUUUCCCCCAAAAAGUUAAAUUUAUAAGCUCUAAUCUGACAUAUCGGAUAAAAUACUUUGACCUGCUAUAGUUAAGGAAUUCAACAGUGUCCAUUCCCCCCCAAAAAAGUUAAAUUUAUAAGCUUCUCCAAUCACUGUUUAGAUUUUUUUCCAGAGGCUGUGAGGUGUUAAUAAUGGUAUUGACUGUAUAUUUUGGUAUCCGAUAUAAUAUUUAUCUGUAAAUAUUGGUGCUGAAUAAGCAGGCCAUUUAAAUAAAAGACAGGUACAGUAAUUAAGUUUAAAGCAGUACUGUACUUAAUGAUACAUUAUUUAUAAGGAUUCAUAUAAGUUUGAAGUCUAUAUAUUUUUGUAAUUUAUUAUUUUUAGUUAAACACUCACUUUAUAAUUUUUGGAAUGUCAUUUUGAAUGAUUUUAUUUAACCAAUUUUUGUUGUUGUUUACAUUUGUAUAAUUAUGUUAAUAUUUAAAUCAUUCUUUCCUCCCUUACUUCGCUAACUUUAUAGCUGGUGGGAGCAAGUACCAGGUAUUACAGCGUGCUAGUCACUUGUUUCUGUUUAAGUGAGAGUUCCUUUACCCAGCACCUCUAGAGUGGGUAGCUUAUUGUACACACAUGCAGUGGGAGUUGACACUAGGCAGUGUACAAGCAUGCUGUGGGAGUUGACACUAGGCAGUGUACAAGCAUGCUGUGGGAGUUGACACUAGGCAGUGUACAAGCAUGCUGUGGGAGUUGAUACUAGGCAGUGUACAGGCAUGCUGUGGGAGUUGAUACUAGGCAGUGUACACACAUGCAGUGGGAGUUGACACUAGGCAGUGUACAAGCAUGCUGUAGGAGUUGACACUAGGCAGUGUACAAGCAUGCUGUGGGAGUUGACACUAGGUAGUGUACAGGCAUGCUGUGGGAGUUGACACUGCUGUUGGCGUUUGCGCUUGGGAGAAUGCCACCAGCGGAAAAGUAUUUGGUGACUUCAUAUAUUGCCUGAAAGAAUUUCGUUUCUGUUUCUAUCACUCAUGCCUGGGACAGAAAUAAAUUAUACCAGCUUCAGAUUUCUUUAUUACUACAAAGAAAUAAGACAUGUAUUUCAGUUACCUGUGCAAAUACUCCUGCUUUCCCCAACCCAAAAAAUAUUAGUGACCAUAAUGAAUACUGUACCUGCGAAUACUGAAAGAGGAGAAAAAUGUCAAGUGUGAUAAUGAGUUAUCCAAUCCUAGCUAUACAUUUAAUUGCAUUUCCAAGUUCUUUCAUGAGAGAUCAUGAUGCAGUGAGAGGUGUCAGAUAAUUGUAUAGAAGAGGCAAGAUCUAAAUCAUCAAAUUUAAGGCCUUGUUUCUUCAGUUAAUUUUGUUUUGAGAUUCGACUCGGCAAAAAGUUGGUGGCAAUCUAUUAAUCGAAGAUUUGCCUGCUUUAAAUUGAGGUACUCUGUGCAGACCGAUACAGUUGCAAAACUUUGUUGCUUCUUUUUUUUUUUACAAGGAUGUGUUGUAGCUUUCCUGGUUUAGCACUGAUAAUUACAUUACACAAAAUACUUUUUGUGUAAGCAUCAGAUUUUGUUUGAUGGCUGAGAGUGUAAUUGUUUCCUGUGAUUAAUCACAUUAUAGUUUUAUUAUUUGGCCACCUUUAAAAUAUUUGGUUAUUUAUAAUAAAGGCUGUCACAUAAGCUUAGAGGAAGCUGCAUUUGCAGGGAAAUGUCUCUCCAAAGAGCAAAGCUUUUGAAGAAGCAUUCAUGAACAAAAUAUAUCAAUACAGUGUGUUUCUGUGUUAUCACAACACUGGGGAGUUCUUGUAUAUAUGAUCUCAGUGAUGCAAGUGACCUGGGUCAGGAUUCACAAAGCACUUCGUGUCCACUUCAGAGUUCUUAAUUACCGAGAGGUCAUCCUCAUCCUAGGGUUACUUAUUGUUACGGACACCCUUGUAACUCUUUGGAGCUUGUGAGUGCUAAAACGUUUGUGAAAACGUAACAUACUAAACUGUAUGUAACGCUGGUCGCUUCCAACCAACAGUACCCACUGGGUAGUAAGUGGUGUUGACUAGGCCGCAUAAGAAGAGUUAUCGUACUCUAACGCUUCAGUUGAUAUGCAAGUGCUCUUAUGAAUCCCGUUCUCUGGGGUCUGUGAAGAGCCUCUCAUAAGCUCGACCCAGUGAGACACCAUGUAACUGGACUAGUCUUGAUACCACACACUUAUUUCAUCGAGCCACCAUACAGUUGAGUAUUCAGCUCCUUAAACCAUUCCCACUACUAUAAUAAGCAGUCCUCAAAGACACGGAUCAAGCAAUGUACCUUAAUUCAUCCUAAAAAAAAGAAGUGCAUUUAGACCUUGUCUUCUCAAGGCUUAUCAGUCUUUGCACUUAUGUAUAAUUAUAUCAUUAGAAUGGUAGUAAAUGGUUAGUGUUAGUCUUCUUUGCCAUUUAUUGGGAGUGAGGUCUUGUGCUACUGAGAAGGUCACACUGUUAUGUUUCUUUGUAAAAACAAGUAAAGGAUUAUUUUUUUAUAAGGUGGAGAUAUUGUUUUUGUGUAAAAUUAAGAAAUGUUGUAAUAUAUAUUGGAAGCAGUGAUUGUUAAACUAUGUUGAUCAUGUUUUGCUUGGAAUGUUUCUGUACAGAAAUAUGGGAUGGAAAAAUUGAUUAGGUGAAUAAUUGUAAUGUUGGCAAAAGUGGAAAUUACGUUGCAAAUUACUCCCCAUGACCUAAAGAUAUUAAAGUUCUCUUGAUAACUCAAUGUAUGAGAAAUGCAUUUUAUUUUGUGAAAACACUAUGUACCUUCUUGCUAUGUAAUCUGCAUUAAAUAUAUACAUACUGUUUAUCCAAGUACGGAUUAUAAUGUUGGCAUUACUUCGCAUUCUGUAAGGACCUAAUUUGCUCACAGCAUCUAUUUACUAGUUCAGAUAAUAGCACUUUUUUCCUCCUUUGUAAAGUACUUUGUAGUCUCAUAUUUAUUCAGCAAUUUUAUAUCUUGUAUGCAAAUGACAAAGGUUGUCAAUAUCUUUAGAAAUUAAAACUUCUGGGCCACCGAAGUUAGGUCAUUAUUGGAAUAAUAUAACAAGUUGUUUCACAUUAAAAACUCCUCUAGGCCCCUAGGCAAAUGAGAAUACAGAUUUCCAUAUUCCAGCAAUAAUUGGAUAUUAAACAAAUUAAAUAAAAUUUAUUAUAGAUUAA